GAUCGCACAGCUCUCGUCCACUUUCUCUCUCUCUCUCUCUCUCUCUGUGUCUUUAUCCCUCUCACUCUCUCUUCUGCUGUCUUUUAUCUCUCUUUUUCUCUCUCUUUCUCUCUUUCUGUCCUUCCACUUCUCUCUCCAGCCGCCAGAAGCUUGCAGGCUCGCCGCUCUUCCUCCAACUACUGAGGAUUCAGAAGCACUCGGGACGAAAGACCCUGUCACUGGAGCCAAGAUGGCAAUGAGCAGCAUCCUCAACUCUGACGACAUCAAGAAAGCUCUAGAUGCAUUCGCAGUUGCUGGCUCCUUUGACCAUAAGAAGUUUUUCGAGAUGGUCGGUCUGAGGGCCAAGUCUGCUGACGAAGUGAAGAAGGUCUUCGCGACGCUGGACGCCGACAACAGCGGCUAUAUAGAGGAAGAGGAGCUCAAAUUCGUCCUGAAGGGUUUUGCCAAAGAUGGCAGGGACCUGACAGACAAGGAAACCAAAGACUUUUUAACAGCGGCCGACAAGGAUGGCGACGGCAAGAUUGGAAUCGAUGAGUUUACCACCCUGGUGAAAGAAUAAAUAGUCACCCAGUGUGACUGAUUAGCACUCCCACGAUCACUACCCAACCACCGCUACAUCCCGUCAUCCGCUGGCCUCUCGUCCCUCCCCAAGACCUACACCUCACCACCCCACCCCGACUCCCCAGCUCACCAGACUGCAGCCGAUUCCUGCUACACACACUCCUCUUCCUCAACCACUCCCCCACUGCUGUCUUCGCUAAGUGCAAAAUGCUGCACUAUAGGAAGUAAGCUGUGGUGUGCCACCCUCCUUUAACCACAUACACACACCCUCAAAUGUCCCCACAGCUAUUAAUCCUAUUUAUUUUAUCCUUUUUAUACAAACUGUUCUCGUUUCUGUUUAUGUAUAGAUAUAAAACAUGCCUGCAGGAAUAAACAUUUUAAUGCAUAAAGUAGAUAUUUAAAGAAAAUAGAGAUUAUAAGAGGAAGAACCCAAAUGUCCUUCUGUAUUUCUGACUUUACCCUCUUUCUUUUCUUAGCCAACACUUCCUCUCACUUUACCCCGUAAUUUCUUUCUCCCUUUUUCUGUUUUCUUCUUCUUCUCUCUGUCGAUUUCACUCCUGGCACUGUUCCCUUCCUGCAUUUGCUCCCCUCUCUUCCUCCCACACCCAUCAUCCCAUCCAUCCAUCUAUCUAUCUAUCCAUCCCUUUCUCCUCUGGUAAUGACCUGUUGUAAAACAUACCAAAAGAAGAAAGAGGUCAAGCUGUGAAAGAAUACAAUAAAAUGAGAAAAAACAAAGCCUCGAGAACACUGA
This is a messenger RNA of Sebastes umbrosus (honeycomb rockfish), 1312 nucleotides long. RefSeq names its product parvalbumin 6 (gene pvalb6). The record is from RefSeq and is a predicted model, not a curated record. Bases 230 to 559 code for a protein of 109 amino acids. The transcript is spliced from 5 exons. Gene Ontology annotation, molecular function: calcium ion binding. NCBI's taxonomy places the organism in Eukaryota, Metazoa, Chordata, Actinopteri, Perciformes, Sebastidae. Gene Ontology annotation, cellular component: nucleus; cytoplasm.